Messenger RNA from Anneissia japonica, 9059 nucleotides. RefSeq names its product huntingtin-like. Lineage: Eukaryota; Metazoa; Echinodermata; Crinoidea; Comatulida; Comatulidae. Gene Ontology annotation, cellular component: nucleus; cytoplasm. The record is from RefSeq and is a predicted model, not a curated record.
GUGUGAGCGAGGAGCAAAAUCCUGUGAUUAGAAAAAGAAGGCCGAUCCUCCUCCCAGGCCUAGCUAGAUUGUAAACGAACUGCUGUGCUUUUUUAUUUAUUAUUUUAAGAUGAUUUUACGAAAAGCAAGGUAAAAUGAAUAGACAAGGAUCAAUGGCAAGCAUGGAAAGGCUUGCUAAAGCUUUCGAAGCUAUUAAGGGGCAUCUAAAUCAAGGUUCGAUAUCGGAAGAGGCGGCUACUCCAGCUCCUCUGGCAGUGACAAAUUCUAAGAAGAAGGACCUCAGUCUGAACAAAAAGGACAGGAUUGCCCAUUGUACAACCAUAGCAGAUGGUAUUUCACUGCAAACAUUUCGGGGCAUCAGUGAUUUCCCCAAGUUCCUUAGCAUAGCAUUUGAGCUAUUUCUUGCACUGUGUAAUGAUGAAGAAGCUGAUGUGAGGAUGAAGGCAGACGAAUCCCUCAACAAAGUUAUCAAGGUUCUAAUGGAGAAUCAUGUAGGCAGGAUACAAAUUGAAUUGUAUAAAGAAAUAAAAAAGAAUGGUUCCAGUAGAUCUCUGCGUGCAGCCAUGUGGCGCUUUGCAGAGAUGGCGCAUUUUAUCCGGCCUCAGAAGUGUAGGCCAUAUGUGGUAAACCUGCUGCCGUGCAUUGGACGUAUUUCUCGUCGAGAAGAAGAAUCUGUUCAAGAAACUCUAGCAAGUUUCAUGCAUAAGAUUCUUCCUGUUCUAGGCUGUUUCCUCACUGAUAAUGAAGUCAAGGAUCUGAUGAAAGUAUUUUACCCAAACCUACACAAGGCAUCUGCUGCCACCAGGAGGACUGCCGCUGCGUGCUUGAUGCUUAUUUGCCAGCAUGGAAGGCGGCCCUCGCUAUAUUUCUCUAUGCUUAUCCAAGUUUUAUUGAAGUUUGUAAUUCCGGUGAAAGAACAGGGUGUGCAUAUGCUGCUGGGAGUCCUUCUGACCCUUCGGCAUAUUAUCCCACAUUUGGACGGCAAGGAAGACCGCGAUGAAAGUAUAAAAGGAAGUUUCGGCAAAGUGAAGUUGGAAGAAGAGAAGCAUGUAUCGAUUCAUCAACUCGUACAGAUUUAUGAAUUUCUGUUGUAUUGUACCAAACACACGGAUCACAACGUCAUCACAGCAACUCUGGAAACAUUAUUACAGCUUCUACGUUUUCUGCCUCCUGAACUACUUACAGUACUGUGUACUAAAAACGGUAUCAUAAAGAAAACCAUUUUUGAAGACAAGGGAAUUGCAACACCAGAUGAGCUGGAAGAACAAGAAUCAGCAGGAGGAGUUAGCCUUAUACAUGAGGCUUCACUAGAUGACACAGUUGAACCUACUACUCUGCAGUCAACACCAAGUUCCCUUCGUACCAACAUUUUAUCGCCCAUAAGCAUCGACAGUGGCCUCAGUCUGUUGCCGGGAACCCCAUCCAGUGGGUCCAUACCCAGCAGCCCUGUAUUAGAUCGGGAGUCGGAUUCAACGUCGUUUACAUACGACUCUGACGUAGUCAUCAAUCAAGUAGAAGACGAAUAUUCAAAUAUGGUCAUUGGUGAUUUAGACGAUGAAGCGGCUCCAAGUGAGGACGGGAUUGAUGACCUAAUGGAGCGAUUUCAGCAGGUAACAGUGGAAGACAAGGAUGAUAGCAGUGAAUUGGAGAGAACAGGAAGUUUAGAGGGGUUACUGCAUACCACAGAAGUAGAUGAUGUUGAGGAAGCAGAAGAACCAGGAGCAGUAGUUACAUCAGAGAGAAGAGCUGGAGACAUUGGUGAUUAUAUUGAUGAUGAAAUUCCGUUGCUGCACUGUGUGCGUCUCCUGGCAUCAUCCUUCCUUCUGACGGGCUACAAAGGUGGCUUGGUGUCGGAUCGUGAGUCCAGGAUAAGUGUGAAGGCUCUGAGUGUUGGAUGUGUGGCUGCAAUUCUGAAGAUUCACCCAACUCUCUUUUUUAUUAAGCUAUUCAAGAAAUCAGAAGGCAAAGAAGGAGAACAAGUGCUUCGGGAUGUAGCUCUCUUUGUUAAUCAUUCGGAUCCCCAGCUGAAAUCUCAAACCACCCAACUCCUAGGAUGUAUGAUUAACAGCGCCCUCUUGAAAUCUGGUGGUAACUUUGAUUCCUGGAGCUGUCAGCAGUGCUGUUUGUAUCAGACAGAACCUGUAUAUCUGGAGAAUCUUCUAAAUGCGAUAUCAAAUGUUCUGAAGGACGAAUCAUCUGUUGCAGUUAGAGGAUCUUGUCAGGCAGUCAAGUGUUUUCUGCCAACUAUGUGCAAUAGCUCUCAUGGACUUUCAACCCUGACCCUAACCCUUGACCUUUUACCUGUUGGUGAAAACAGUUACUGGCUUGUUUUGGUUGAACUUUUUGAUCUUAUCACUUGCCUAGAUUUUAGGAAAUUCCAUUUUCUGGAAAUGGUGUAUGGAGAAUCAGUCAACAGAAGUUAUAAAUUUAAGCCCCUGGAUCUGCAAUCUCAAUUUCUUGAAGUUCUUUUGAAUCAUCUGAGUAACGAGGAUCAUCGAGUCAGGUUGUCCAGCUCUAAUGCCCUCGUCAAAUUGAUACCAAAGCUGUACUUUGCAAUUGAUUUCCCCGACCCCGAUUCAAUCAGUGUCCUUGCUCGUGACCUAAACAGCGAAUACCUUGACCCUGUGAUAAACGAAGCAGCUGUGUACGUACGUGCACCAACUAUCGCGAUGCACGAUAUUCCAAUCUAUAACCGUGGCCCAACCCCUCAUUCAUCGGGCAUUGAGUCAAACCUCUCAAGAGUUGUCGAUUCCAUAAUGAGCCUAAUGAAUAAUUCAUCAUCAAAGAAUUUAACAUUUGGUUGUAUCGAAGCACUCCAGAACCUUUCAGUUAAUUAUCCUGUCCUUUACUACGCUGGAGCUUGGAAUUGUGGAAGCAUAUCCAGUCUCCCAAAAGGUGACAGCUCAAAGCAGAAAGACCGUGGUGGUGGACGUUCUUGGAGUGACAGUCUGGGAAAGAGUCUAGACAUUGAAAGGCUGAAUAUGAGUGCAGGCUGUGGACCAUUACCCAUAAUUCUUUCAAACCUGACCUCCUCCCUGCUGAUGCUAGAUCUCAGAGCUCACCAAGAUGUGAUGCUAUUAGCUGGCAACAUACUUUCAGGUGCUGCAUUUCACUGCCUGAAGGCCGCACCAUCAAAGGCAAAGACCCCAUCCUCCAAGGAGCAUACAAGCUGGCCUAGCCUACAGAAUAGGCUCUUGGUUCCCCUAGCAGACCAACUGUUACAGCACAUUGUAAGAAUAUUGAAUAUAUGCAGCCACAUUGUUGAUGGCACACAACCAGGACCCCCAAAAUCACAGACUGCCCUACCAACACUACCAUCAGGGCCUUCACUAAGCCCAAUUAGGCGCAAAGCCAAAGGAAAGGACAAAGACAAGGAGAAGGAGGGCCUAGACCAAGGUACCCCAUCGUCUAGCCCAGCUAAGCUUCAAGGCAAGGAAGUGAAGGCGGAGAAGGCUGAGAGCACUGAAGAUAAGAAGAACCUGAAGGUGUUGUUUGGUUCUUGCUAUCAGUUACCUCAUUACAUGAAGCUUUAUGAUAUACUCAAAGGGGCCUACAAUGGUUACAGAGUUUCAUUGGAACUACGGAAGCGUGAGAAGUUUUGUUCAUUACUCAAGACAUGCUUGGAUACAUUCUCACAACUAUUAGAAAUGGCUUCACUACAUGAAGUUGGCAAGGGAGGAAAGGGCUGUUACGCUCUCUGGGAUUUUGAAGCUGACUCAUCCUGGUUGUUCAAGUACACGGAAGAACUUUUAGGUUAUCUCAAGGCAGCUACAUCGCUUGAACCCACUGCGACAAUACUUUGUGUUGAACAGUUACUCAAGGCACUGUUCUCCACCAACUUGAUUAGUCAGCCAGACCCUGUCUUCCAACAGUUAGCGAAAAAGCCCAGCAAGGCAGCACGACUGACGUCAAAUCUUAAGCCAGGCCUGUAUCAAGAUUGCUUCACUGUGCCCUACACCCAGUACUCACAAUUCUUGUCUGCUGUCAAUCAGAAAUCAGAGCAAAUAGAUACAGAUGCUGAUGGUUCUGGGUGGUUUGGGUGGGUCAAAUCAAAAGUUGGAGAUAAGAAACAACAAGCAUUGAAAUCCAACUCAAAAGAGAAGACAUCUCUACAUGGAUAUAUUCGCCUCUUUGAGCCUCUAGUGAUAAAGGCAUUGAAGCAGUAUACCAUGACGAGCUGCCUAGGCCUACAACAACAAGUGCUUCACCUACUGGCCCAGCUUGUCCAGCUUAGAGUCAACUACUGCCUCUUGGAUGCUGACCAGAUUUUCAUAAACUUUGUCAUCAAACAGUUUGAACAUUUGGAAGAAGGCCAAAUCAAAGAUUAUGAGACACUGAUACCUCACAUCUUCUACUUCCUGGUUCUUCUGUCGUAUGAACGUUACCAUACUACAGGUAUACAGCGCUGGCUGGCCAUGGUCUUGGCUAUCUUGAACAUACUCAUUUCACAAUCCAAGGAAGAGGUGGUAUUGUCACGCCUCAAUGAUCUUGGUCUAAAUGUCAAUCUCGUUGCUGAGCAACCGACAACCGAAUUCCAAGAGGCAGAACAUCCCAGACGGCUUAUAGGAGGCCAACCAGCUGUUGCAGCUGAUAUUAGUUUUGCACGGUUUCUGCUGCAAGUUGUUGGCAUCACUGCUGGGCGUGUCCUCCAGGAGUCUACUAAGUCAACAGUUAAGGAUUAUCAUUUUCUUUGUCAGCAACUUUCGCAUCUCCUUCUCUACAUAACACACAUGUUUAAGUCUGGUUCUUAUCGCAAGAUCUGUUCCGCCUGUGUAGCUUGUAUUCACUCAGAAACAACUGAAGGAUUCUCUUUGAACCAUCUCAACAACAUCUUCUUAAGUCUUGUGAUGUUUCAUCCAACCAUAGUGCUUCAGUGGUGCCAAGUGCUCCUUCUGCUCAACUACAGCGAACCUGAAUGGUGGGCAGACAUCUUGAAAACCAAGCGUCGUCAGCCGUUGUCCAAGUCAUUGUCUUCUGGGAGCAUGGACAACAUGGAUCUGGAUCUCCAGAAAGCUCACUGCCACUCAGAGAUUGUCCGCAGAGGUGGACUGGUACUCUACUGCGAUUAUGUGUGUGAAAACCAAGAGGAUGCUGAGCCCAUGACGUGGCUUAUUGUCAACCAUGUCAAUGACAUCAUUGAGCUAUCCCAUGAGCCUCCAGUUCAAGAUUUCAUUAGUGCUAUUCAUCGGAAUUCAGCCGGCAGCGGUCUUUUUCUCCAAGCUAUUCAGUUGAAGUUUAAACAUCAAAACAAUCCGUACCUCAUCAAGAAAACCUUGCAAUCCAUAGAAGCCAUACACCUAACCCAGUCAGGCCGGCUGUUGGCGCUACUCAUAGACAAAUUUCUUCGCACACACCAUAAGUCUGUUACUCGGUUAUGUGACACCAUUGCCUGCCAAAGGGUGGAGAUGUUGCUUGCAGAGGGCAUUGACCUCAGUCAGAGUCAACUGCCGUUAGAAGAGCUAAAUAAACUGCAAGAGCUCAUGAAGAAAACAAAGCUAACGCAACGCCAUUCAAGAUUGACUUCCCUGAUGUCAAAGUUGAAGAGCAGAUUACUCAACGAGCCCACUCAGGCAGCUGCUAUUCAAACCAUUGAUGUUUCCAUAGUAGCAAAAACAAUUCCAAAUAAGGAAUGGUUUGUAUCUCUACUGUGCGAGUGCACUAGUACAGCGUCGUCUGCUACACCUACUCAUGUUAGUGCGUCGUCUGCUCCAUCAGCUCAUGUUUGUGCCCACCUCCUUGCCAAUCUCCAGCAACAAGACAUUCUAGCAAUUAUGAUGAGAGAGGAUUUUGACAACUCUAUAUUACCAGCUUGUAUCUCCCUCGGUUUGGAACGAACGCAGAAUCAAAUGACGGAAGCAAUUUUAACUCAGAAGACCUCUCCCUCUGGUGGCAGUCCCAGCAGUAUUGACCAUCACCCUCUCCUACAAGCAGCCCAGGUCACGUUAUUCAUGCAUGUUCACAAUUUGGUGGCGCUACUCCCUAGCCCGCAUCAACAGGUAUCUUGGCAGCCCCAAUCAGAUGCUCAGACAGACUAUCAGACGAAAACGGAGUUCGUGUACCGUGACUCGAGCUGGUUAGGCCGGCUUGGUAAUCUCUCUGCGGCGAUGGUGCAAUCGCUUGCCUCGUUUAAGGAACUCAAUGUACAAGUACAGCCGGAUGUGACUAAGGAUGUAUGUCGCUUUGUUGUCACAUCAUUGGAGGUUGUAUGUUACAGGUUUCUAGUUUGCAAUUCUCUGCCGCCCUCACAGUUAAUCCAGUGUGCUCUUGAAUCAUUAGCUUUGACGCUCCAGAUGGUGUCAUUAUUUGCUGAGUUCAGUAUGGAUGAGAAUAGCUCAUGGGUUCAUUCUUCUGUAGAAUGUGUGUUUAGGAUCUUUACUCUAGCCAAAGGAAAUCAACUAGAAUGCAUUCCAAAUAUCAAAAUGUCAGAGUUCACAGAGGAUUUCAAACCAACAUUGAACAUGUGCAAUAUGAUUGCUUACCUCGUUGGUCAGCUCCAAGUAAACACCAAAGGAGAUGGUUUUUGCAACGUACCCCAAUUCUUGAGAGAACCUCUCAAGAACGUGGUAAUCGGCUUAGCACGAUGCCCCCUGGUAAGCAGCUUUGCACAGACACCUCCUCUUGUGUGGAAGAUGGGCUGGGUACCAAGCCAGCUACAGAGGGGCGACACCAAACUGCCGGCAUUACCUGCCGAGUACCUUCACGAGAAGGAUGUACUUCGGGAAUUCAUUUUUCGAGUGAACUCGAUUGGUUGGACUACACGGCAGGAGUUUGAAGAGACGUGGGCUGGUCUUCUAGGUGUGCUCAGUCGGCCAGACAUGGUGGAAGAAAUUGCUACAGAAGAAGAAAUUGAGCGCAAUCAAGGUGCAUGCCUAGCUGUCAAGAACAUAACAGCACUCCUCACAAAUAGUUUACGGCGCCCUCAACCUGGAAACCCUGCCAACAGUACGCACAGACACAUUCCACGCAAUGCUGAGCUCAAACUCUUCUCAACCUCUCGUGGAAAGAAGCUGCUCAUCCUCCGGAACAUCAUAGAGCAGGAGGUUAAGAUGAUGAAAACUGUUGAAGGCGGUUUGAAAAAUGGUCUUCGUGGUGAGCGUAGCAAUGACCCCAAUUUCAAACCAACAUUGAACAUGUGCAAUAUGAUUGCUUACCUCGUGGGUCAGCUCCAAGUAAACACCAAAGGAGAUGGUUUUUGCAACGUACCCCAAUUCUUGAGAGAACCUCUCAAGAACGUGGUAAUUGGCUUAGCACGAUGCCCCCUGGUAAGCAGCUUUGCACAGACACCUCCUCUUGUGUGGAAGAUGGGCUGGGUACCAAGCCAGCUACAGAGGGGCGACACCAAACUGCCGGCAUUACCUGCUGAGUACCUUCACGAGAAGGAUGUACUUCGGGAAUUCAUUUUUCGAGUGAACUCGAUUGGUUGGACUACACGGCAGGAGUUUGAAGAGACGUGGGCUGGUCUUCUAGGUGUGCUCAGUCGGCCAGACAUGGUGGAAGAAAUUGCUACAGAAGAAGAAAUUGAGCGCAAUCAAGGUGCAUGCCUAGCUGUUAAGAACAUAACAGCACUCCUCACAAAUAGUUUACGGCGCCCUCAACCUGGAAACCCUGCCAACAGUACGCACAGACACAUUCCACGCAAUGCUGAGCUCAAACUCUUCUCAACCUCUCGUGGAAAGAAGCUGCUCAUCCUCCGGAACAUCAUAGAGCAGGAGGUUAAGAUGAUGAAAACUGUUGAAGGCGGUUUGAAAAAUGGUCUUCGUGGUGAGCGUAGCAAUGACCCCAGUGACCUUUAUAAUGAGAACCCUGAGCGAGAAGAAACAAGAGGCAUCUUUGGCUUGGGUCAGAUUUCUGUUCAUGGAUUCUGGGCUCUGAAUGACCUUCAACCGAAAUUCUUAGAUGAGGAAGGUCAUCCAGAGGGUGGACAAUCAGUUAAUAGAACAUCUGGUUCCCCAAUGAAAUUGCCAGGAAAUUUAGAUGUGCAUUCCUGUUUAAUGUUCCUGCUGGAGCUGUUCGGUCAGUGGUUGUCGCCCAACGCCAAUCCACGAACACCCCUUAUGUUGCUCUGUGAAACUGUUAAAUCUGUGUUAGCUAUUUCUGAUGUGUUUACGGAGCGUGCUCAGUUUGAAUGGAUGUUUGAUACGUUACUAGAACUACAGAAGAAUCAUCCGGUUGAGGAUGAACUCGUUACACAGUAUGUGAUUUCAGGAAUAUGCAAAGCAGCUGCCAUAUUAGGAAUGGAGAAAGACAUUUCUGAGAAGGUGUGUAAACUGAUCGAGGUUACGUUGAAGAGUCCGCACUUACCAAGCAGGAUUGGCGCACUCUACGGUGUCUUAUACUUGCUGGAGUCUGAAGCUAUUGAAGAUAUUGAUAUUUUUGUACCAGUAGCUGAAGAAUACCUCACAAAACACCUGUGUAUUCUGUCAAGUCCCAAUACCAUUACAAGUGAUCACCACACACUGGUCAUGUUGGCUACAGCAUUCUAUAUCAUCCAGUAUUUCAAUGAAGACCUUGGCAGUUCAGAAUUCAUCAAGAAAGUUAUCCAGACCUGUGUUUCACUAGCCUCCAUGAAUGAGGAUACGACCUCUCCUGCAGUCUACCAAUGCAUCAUGAAGGGCCUCGAGAGGCUGCUUAUAUCGCAAAUCCCAAGCUCGCACAUAGCAGAUAUUUUAGUGAAAUUGAGUAUGGAAAGGCUCUGUAUACUUUCCCCUCAUUAUUCAAUACCUGCCCUCGGACUAUUGUUAACUUGUCUGUAUACUGGAGAAGAUAAUCACCAACCAACUGAUGAAUCAACUGGCCAAUUAGAGCUCCAGGAUCCUGAGAAGCUUCUAACAGCUAUGGAACGGGUUACAGUACUUUUUGAUAGGAUAAGGAAAGGAUAUCCAUGUGAAGCGCGAAUUAUCGCAAAAGUCAUCCCAGCAUUCUUGCAUGAUUUCUUUCCACCGCAAGAUAUAAUGAACAAGGUGAUUGGAGAGUUUUUAUCCAAUCAGCAGCCUCAUCCCCAACUCAUUGCCAUGGUAGUAUUUAAGGUGUUUGAGAAUUUGCAUCGGAAAGACCAGGUG